AUGUCCUCAGACAAUGAGCAGUACGAUGAGACCAUGAGGAACUUGGCUGCAGCCAUGCGGGCUCAAGACCCCAGUGCUCAUUCUAGAGGAUCCGGCCGUACUGCCCGACAAAGGAGACGAGAUGCUGAACGUCGAGACGAGCAAUCGAAACAAGCGAUCUAUAGCGCUACGAAAUACACGCAUGAUAUGAAAAGACAAACCGAAGCUGAGCGACAGACUAAUCAAGAUGCUCAAGACGCUGGUGCAACCAAUGUGGGAGCUCCUCAAAAUGCCGAGGAUGCAGAAAGUUGGGCAGGGGAUAGUACGACUCUUGCCGGAACAGAGACUCCUCCCUCUGAGGAUGAAGACGGGUCAAACACACCAUUAGAAGGCUCUGUUCUAUCAUCGGAGACUGGACCCAUUUCUGAAGUUGGAUCUCACGCUGGAACAGGGGCAACGCCUCCCUAUUCUGAAGACUCAAACACACUUUUUGAAGGAUUCGCUCAACGACAUGACCAUGGGUCCGAAUCUGGUCCUGACGCUGGGUUCCUACAAGGUCCUGGAACUCACAGAUACAACAUCGAUGGUAACAACUAUCGCAUCGGGCGUAUCGCUGAUAGCGCUCAAGUCACCCGAAUUGACCACGCUUUGGACGGUGCAACACAGAUCAACAAAUUCUUCGGACGUCCACGAGCUACCGCACCUUCUGGAAGGACUGCUCAGGGACGCGCACCGGCCAAUAGCACUACAAUGCCUCACCGAACUACCAACUCCCGACCGUCGGAGCCUUCGGCUGCACCGGAUACAUCUUUUCAUAGAGUAUUUGGCCAAGCGUUGAGGAGCCGGACUGAACAGCUCCUGGCAGAUAGGGGAGCUCAACAGUCUGAUAGAGAUACGUAUGAUACCGAACACAUCGGUGGCGAUGCUAUAGUCCAAAUGAGAACUCGUAAUGGAGAAACUGGAGUAUUCUGGGGCAGUGGUGAUCACACAGCUGAUCAGGUUCCAAGUCAACCCGGAACGGCUACUCAGCCACGUGGCGAUACCGGUAUGACUGGUGGUUUGUCCGGUCCCACGGCCAGGGGCAAUUAUCGAGCACCUGAAGCAGAAGAGGGCAGCGAUAAUGGCGCGUAA
Molecule: messenger RNA, 1110 nt
Organism: Kwoniella mangroviensis CBS 8507
Lineage: Eukaryota; Fungi; Basidiomycota; Tremellomycetes; Tremellales; Cryptococcaceae
Exons: 3
Coding region: 1-1110 (369 amino acids)
Source: RefSeq, a predicted model, not a curated record